Messenger RNA from Laccaria bicolor S238N-H82, 2874 nucleotides. RefSeq lists its product as uncharacterized. Gene Ontology annotation, molecular function: protein binding. Gene Ontology annotation, biological process: cell surface receptor signaling pathway. The record is from RefSeq and is a predicted model, not a curated record. Bases 1 to 2874 code for a protein of 957 amino acids. NCBI's taxonomy places the organism in Eukaryota, Fungi, Basidiomycota, Agaricomycetes, Agaricales, Hydnangiaceae. The transcript has 6 exons.
AUGACCACGACGAUCCACAUCGAGGGAAGGUGCUCGCAAGGUCAAGGAUCCCAGGCUCAGAAUAGGAUUGCGGAUUGUGCGGACCACCCGGAGGUUCAGAGCAGUACCGGAAACUUGCCGGAGGAUCAACGAAUCAUCAUUGCAGAUGUAGCUGGGGUUACACGGAGCGCGGUAAUGACGUCCAGUGGGACAUCGUCGGGAAACAAUCGAGCGAUUGUCCCUACGACCACAGAGUACUUCACCGCCAGUGUGAAAGAAGCUCUAACGCUGCUACAAAGUGUAUCAUCUGUGAUACCGGUACCAUUCCUGAGUGAAUCGUUCAAAGUUACCCUGAAAAUCAUUGAACUAUGCGAGGGCGCAUCGGCUGUUGGAGAGGGGGUCAAGGAGCUCAAAGCUAGAGUUAGGAAUCUCAUGACCAUCAUCGCCAAUCACGUAAAGGCCCAAAAUUAUGUCGAACGCAACAAGAUGAUAAUUGCGAAUGCCAUGAAGGGCAUGGAAGGGGACAUCGGAGAAUUACUGAGCACUCUCAAGACAAUUUACGAGGAUUUGGAGAAAAUCGGUGGGCAGAACAAAUUGAAAGUAAUGUUCACAGAUGUGAAUACGAAGAAGCUCGAAGGCUGUGUGGACAGGCUGUCAACUGCCAUGGAAGAACUCAGGUUCACAAACGAUCUCGGAAACACUUUCCGCCUACAAAACAUUGAAUCCUGCCAAGAGGAGACGCACAAUCUUAUGCAAGGCGUAGCCACCAAACUAGACAAAGUCGCAUGGAGGCGUGAUCAAUUAGACAUAGUCGUUCAGCAACAAAUGCCUCUCAAGCCGGAGAUAUUUCACGGACGCGAGAUCCUUGUCCAAGACAUUGCUCGACUCCUCAUCAAAGAGGAAUCCUCCCGCGUUUGCAUUCUAGGUGCAGGAGGAAUGGGAAAAACUUCAGUUUCCCUUGCUGUCGUCGAAUCAGCCUUGAUCAAAACCCACUUCUCCCCUGAGCACCUUUUCUGGGUCCCCUGCAACGAAGCGGCAUCCGCGACCCUCCUCCUUGAGCUCUUAUACACGCAACUCCAAAUACCACGAAAUAAACACAUUACGCUCUCAGAAAUCAUCUCUCAACUCGAUGCCAUCACCCAACCCCUCCUUAUCCUACUUGAUAACUUUGAGACGCCAUGGAACACACCCGAUGGACGGCAGAAAGUCGGUGACAUCCUCCGAAACCUAGCCAUGCUGAAGCAUGUCUCCAUCCUCGUCACCAUGCGUGGAAGCCAAGCUCCCUGCGACAAAGCCAUCACUUGGCAGUCGAGGUUCAUCCAACCUACCGACGAAGAGGCAUCCCUCCGCAUCUUCCGCGACAUCAACCCGGAUUCGGAGAACGACCCGGAUGUCAAGGCGUUGCUGGCCAGGCUGGGAAACAUGCCUUUCGCUGUUACCCUCAUUGCCAAUCUCGGGAAACAAGGGCAGUCAACAGCGAGGGAGUUGUUGAAUGCGUGGUUGAAGUUCGGGCCCGACAUCCUUCCAGGCCAGAAUGAACAGAGCAUGAACAGGAGUAUCAGCCUUUCCGUUGAUGGGUCCCUCGUCAAGCAAAAUUCAAACGCUAACCUCCUUCUCAAAGUUCUCUCAUUGUUACCAGCAGGAACAACGAGAGAGAACCUAUCCUGGUGGGCCCCAAUUCUUGAGAAAUCUAUGAUUCCCUCUGCCAUUGCUGGCCUAUCAGCUGCAGCUAUACUGGCCCAGCAAUCUACCACCUCCCCCGUGCUCUCCCUACCACCUGUUGUUCAAUCAUUCAUGCAGCAGCAAAAUCGAAUUGAGGAGGAUGUCCGAGCCCAGACUUUCUCGUCGUGUUGCCAAUACAUCAUAGACAAUGCAUGCCGCUAUGAUGAUCCCCGAUUCCGUGUCAAUGCAAAGGAUCUCGCAGCUGAAGACACCAACAUCCGAUCUGUCCUUUGCAGCCACUCAAGCUCCUCCGAUUUAUCUGAAAAGACUAUUAAAGCGCUCAUUGCCCUCAGCUGGCAUUACUGCGACAGGGGGCGGGGUCCAGAGAUCGCCUGCCUUACAGUAGAAGCAGCCAAAGCCUUUGGGGUAACUAAAUAUAUUGCGUCAGCGCUAUGGUGCCUAGGAAGGACAUCCUACGACGUCAGCGACCAUCCCGCCUAUGCCAACUUACAACAAGCCUACCAGCUUUUCAACACCCUUCCCCCUGAUAACCUCACUCAACGAUUUGGUGGCCAAUGCGGUAUCGACUUCGUCUACUGCGCCCGACACGUCGAUGAGGAGACCAAGAUUGUCUCUUUGGCGAGGGACGUGGAAGCAAGGUGUGCCACCCUCUCGGACAACCUCGUACAUGCACGGAGCCUCAUGUCCCUUGGGGUCGUCCUCGACACAGCCAAGCAGCGGUCAGACGCACUCCACUCCUUAAGGCAAGCCAUAGCUCUCUUGAAAGUUUUGAAGAAUAAUGCGAACCUCGCAUAUGCGUAUCAAAUCACUGCCCGGGUGCAUUGCCACCAACAUCAGCUCCAAGACGCGUUGGCGGCUGUUGAAACAGCGUGGAAGUAUGCGGAGUUAAGCGACAGCCCAUACCUCCAAGCAUUCAUCUCCCAAGAACAUGCUGGGAUCCUCCUUAGCGCUGAUAGAGUUCAGGAAGCGUGGGGUUGUUUUGAGACAUCGCUGGUCAUGCUAAACGAAGCGAUUGGUUUUUCCGACUCGGAGUCAUUCUGGUAUGGGCACCCUCAUGAAUGGAAAGCGUUUUCGCUUAUGGUAAAGGAACUGCUGGAAACCCGGGUUAGGUGUGAUACGGGAUCGGAGAGCGCGCGCAGCAGCGCUUUAAUACAGUACGAUAGGUUGACUGCCAUGGCGUUAGCGUCAAUCGGAAUAGGACAGGCUGGUUGA